CCCGGACCGGGCGCUCAGUCCUGAAGCAGCAUCUCACGCGGGAAGAGCGCACCAGACAUGCGAGAGAACGAGUGCUUCUUGCUGUUAGCAGCCCUUCUUUCGUCCUCGGCUCUGGUUUGGGGUACAAAACAAGCAGGACACCACCACGGCUUGCUGCCCACCGAUGUCGAGUGCGGGCCGCACGAGAAGAAGACGGGGCCGAUCAGCGGCAACCUGGCUGAGGUCAUGGAGGUCCCCUGGGUCGCCCGACUGGGUUACCGCCGCGGCGCCGGCGCCGGCACCGCCUUCGAGUGCGGCGGCGCGCUCAUCUCCAGGCGCUACGUGCUCACGGCGGCGCGCUGCACCCAGCCCAACCCUCCGGUGACCGUGCGCCUGGGCGAGCACGACCUCACCUCAGACUUGGACUGCAACUGUAUCGGCGGCGGUGACAUAUGUGCGCCUCCCGUGGUCGACGUGGACGUGGAGGAGGCCGUCGCCCACCCCGAGUACGUGAGUGGCGGGCGACGGAAUGACAUCGCGCUGGUGCGCCUCGCCCGGCCCGUCGCUUUGACCGACGCCGUGGCGCCCGUGUGCCUGCCCGCGCACCUGCCGGCCGGCCAGGACCCCGAGGACGCGCUGCCAAGGAGGCGGCGCGCGUACCGCCUCGAGUUGACGGGGUGGGGACGAAUCGGCAAGGGCGGCAGUGACAGUGAACAGAACAUCCUGUUCAAGCUGGAGCUCCGGACGACCAACCACUCGGAGUGCGCUGCGAAGUACAGCGAGCUCCCGGACCGGAUCGACGAGGCGCGCCAGAUGUGCGGCAUCGGCAGGGACGGGCGGGACGUGUGCUCCGGGGACACAGGCGGGCCGCUCACCGGCGCCAUGCCCCUGGCCGAGCACAGGGUGCGCGCCGUGCUCUGGGGCGUCGUGUCCUUCGGCCCCGCCGAGUGCACCGCCAGCGGCGUGCCCGCCGUCUUCACGCGCGUGACGUACUACAUGCCCUGGAUCAUGAGCCAGCUGCGGCCUAUGAUCGGAGCAUAUUCUUGUAAAACAUUAUUACGCGUUGUCAACAAACGCUUACCCGCAAUAAGGAUGGAAGAGGAACCUGUUUGCAUCCCGGCAUUGCCUCCUCCCCCCCACACCGUCUCGCCCACCUCUCCGAAGUUUCGCGCCGUCCACGCUCAGUUGGGGGCCAGCUGCUUGUGCGAGAGGGACGCCAUGCGAGGAUACGAGCACCUGAGUCUGUGGCUUCUGCUGGGAGCCGCAGCCGCGGUUGGCGUGGUUGAGGUACAAGCUGCCCACCUCGUGCGAGCAUGUGCGGCCCAUGAGUUUUGUGUUCACAUUGGAAAGUGCAAAGUGCUGGCCGACAUGAUCCGCGCGCCUAGCCGGGAGCAGAAGACUCGUCUAAAGGACGCCCUAUGCGGGUGGGAAACCCUUGAGCAGCCCAGGGUGCCCUGGGUGUGCUGUCCAGUGUUGCCCGAGAGCUGUGGCCCCGUCAACACCACGGACACGACCCUCAGCGGGCGCCUCUGGACGGCCGUCGAAGAGUUUCCCUGGACCGUGAACCUCGGCUUUAAAAAAGGUUCCGAGCCCACUGAGUUCCAGUGCGAGGGUGCCCUCAUUUCCGCCCGCUACGUCGUCACAGCGGCGUACUGCGUCAAGGACUGGCGUGGUAAUACGGUGAACGUGGUCCGCCUGGGCGAGCACGACGAGGCCACCGACCCGGACUGCGAGAAGUUCGGCGAUGACAUUCGAUACUGUGCACCCCCCGUGAUUGAAGUGGGGGUGGAGGAGGCCAUUCAGCACCCCGAGUACUCGGCCAAUGACAAAUGGAACGACAUCGGGCUGCUGCGGCUCAAGGAGGCCGUCGCCUUCUCCGAGUCCGUGCAGCCCGUGUGCCUGCCGCUGCCGGACUACGCUCUCGAGGAGAGAACGCCCUACAGGGUCGUUGUUGGCUGGGCUGGGGAACACGAAGAGGAUGGAAGCACACCUGAUAGGAGCGUUCCGCGGCGCUUGCGCAAGAUCGAGCUGAAGGAGAUGCCGCACGACGACUGUGUUGCGACGUUUUCUAAAAUCUCAACCACGAUCCAGUUGAAACAAGCCCUGCAGUUGUGCGUCGUAAGCAACAAGCCGGGGCAGAACUUCUGCGAGGGGUUCGGCGGCGGCCCGUUCACCAUCGUCACCAGGCGGUACGACGGGGACAUCGAGAAGCGGCGUUCAGUACUCGAAGGCAUCGUGGGCUUCGGGACCUUCUGUGAAGGCAAGGACGUCGUCACCGUGUUCACGCGCGUCGCCCACUACGUGCCCUGGAUCCUGGACAAUAUGCGCCUGUAAUGACUGAUUAGUUUCACGACAGUGAGGAAUAAAGAUUCUUGGUAUUUUAUUGUAA
Molecule: messenger RNA, 2368 nt
Organism: Frankliniella occidentalis (western flower thrips)
Lineage: Eukaryota; Metazoa; Arthropoda; Insecta; Thysanoptera; Thripidae
Exons: 10
Coding region: 58-2313 (751 amino acids)
Biological process (GO): proteolysis
Molecular function (GO): serine-type endopeptidase activity
Source: RefSeq, a predicted model, not a curated record